Messenger RNA from Notechis scutatus (mainland tiger snake), 1428 nucleotides. RefSeq names its product arylacetamide deacetylase-like 4. The record is from RefSeq and is a predicted model, not a curated record. Lineage: Eukaryota; Metazoa; Chordata; Lepidosauria; Squamata; Elapidae. Gene Ontology annotation, molecular function: carboxylic ester hydrolase activity. Gene Ontology annotation, cellular component: membrane.
AUAGCACUUGACAAAUUAGUAAGAGGGCUGGGAUGGGCACCUUGCUUUCAGAAGUUGUGAUCCGCCUCCCCAGAUUAACUUCUCCUCUUGUUUGUCGUUUGGCCAACAGGGAAUUGUUUUAGAGGAGCUGGGCUUGUCGAGUCUUCCUGAAAUUAUACGGCUGUGUAUGAAUGGAAUCCCUGCCUGGGGAGCAGAUCCGUCCCUGGUCAUUCGGGAUCAGAAAUUCGACGGGGUGCCAGUGAGGAUCUACUCACCCAAAACGGUCUCGACUGCAAAAAGAAAAGCCGUGCUGUAUUUCCAUGGCGGGUGUGGCAUUAUGGGAAGCUACAAUACCUUCGAAAGAUUCCUGCGGUACGUUGCCAAAGAGGGGAAUGCAACGGUGGUCACAGUCGGGUAUGGACUUGCACCGGAGAGCCCUUAUCCAAGCCAGCAUGUUGAAUGUCUGAAGGCGGCCACCUUCCUCAUAAAACACGCAGACGAUUAUGGGGUGGAUAGCUCCCGUAUUAUCCUUUCUGGGGACAGCUUCGGGGGUACUUUGGCCACACAUGUUUGCCAGGUCCUGAUGGACCGCAGUGACCUUCCCAAGGUCCAUGCCCAAGCCUUGAUCUACCCCGUGCUUCAGGGUUUCGAUUUAGCCUUGCCAUCCUAUCAGCAGAAUUGCAGAAGUCCCUUCUUGUGGCCUAAGCUGGUUGCCUUCUUAGGCUGCCGUUACUUGGACAAGCCAACGUCCUUGGCGGAUGGACUUCUGAAGGGCAGCCAUGUUCCCGAGGCCACCCGUCAGAAAUACCAGAAGUGGGUGAGCGCCGACCGCAUCCCGGAACGGUUCAAAGCCAGAGGCUACGUGGCGCCAGAGCCGUCCUCGUUCCAGUUUGACCCUCGGCUGCACGAAGAAAUGAAAGUGGUGCUCACCGGCAAGUUUUCGCCCUUGCUCGCCGAGGACACGGUGAUUGCCAAACUCCCUCAGACCUUCCUGUUGACCUGCGAGUUCGACGUCCUUCGCGACGACGGGUUGCUGUACAUGCGGCGGCUGACGGACAACCAUGUGCCGGUAACUUGGAGCCAUGUAGAGAACGGCGUGCAUGGGAUCAACGUGUGCUAUGGCUACCGCUUCCUGUCCUUUUCUUCAGCAAACCGGAUCGCGCACGAGCUUGCCAGUUUUGUCCGACACUUGUGAGGCCGAAAAUGAAAAUGAGAGAGGGAACGCCGCCUUCUUGAUCGUCUUCCGGGGAAUCCGGUGGCCCGGACUCAUGGUCCCCUUAGGAUAAACCGCUUUAUCCCGAUUAAUAUUGGAAGACUGCGAUUGUGUCAGAACGACAGGUCUUGUCAGAACAGCGCUUGUUAAAUUAGUUAACGUGAUGUCAACUCAUAAAAUAUUCCAAUGCCUGUUUUAGUAGUUGCCAUAAAAUAAAAUGAGAGGGAGGAAGGAAA